Molecule: messenger RNA, 3195 nt
Organism: Plasmodium inui San Antonio 1
Lineage: Eukaryota; Apicomplexa; Aconoidasida; Haemosporida; Plasmodiidae
Product: DnaJ like subfamily C member 2
Exons: 1
Coding region: 1-3195 (1064 amino acids)
Biological process (GO): regulation of translational fidelity; 'de novo' cotranslational protein folding
Cellular component (GO): cytosol
Molecular function (GO): ribosome binding; Hsp70 protein binding
Source: RefSeq, a predicted model, not a curated record
AUGAAAGACAUAUUACCAAAAAAUGGGUGCACACAAACAGAAGAAGAACAGUUUUGCCUACAAGACAUUAACGCGAAAAAUGAGGAGGAUUACACUAGCGAACGUAACAGCCUACCUUACGUCUCUACCCAUCAUGGCGUAAAUAUAAGAAAGAAAAAGGUCGAGCCAGCGGGUUUUAUGUUUUAUGUAAAGUACGAAAUUGCUCUGUUAAAAGGGAAGAAGAAAAAGGCAAAGGAAGGUAGACACAUCCCUAUAGAGGAGAUAUUUCUCUAUAAAGAAAAAAUAGAUUACUUGAAUGAACUUAAAGUAAAGAAUGAAGCGGAAGAGGAACCCCACAGCGGGGAGGAGCAGGGUGGCGACCACAACAAAGAGAAGUCCACGAAAAAUAACAGGGACAAAAAUUACGAAGAUGACUAUGAUGAUCCGAACAACAUGGAUAGUAGCAAUAAGAAGAAACAGGAAAAGGCAAACAAUAAGAAGAGCUCCAAUUUAGUGAAAAGAUGCAUAAAUAAUAACAUAAAUGUGUAUGAGAUUUUAAGUGUAGAGGAGGCAGAUGAUUUAGAGACCAUAAAAGCGUCGUACAAAAAACUUAUAUUGUUAUUUCAUCCUGAUAAGAACAAGGGCACGAACUUUUUAAAUCAAAAGGAAAAGGAAAAGAAGAAGAAGAAGGAAAGGGAGAAGGGCAAAGACGGUAACAGAAACGAUGAUAAUGAUAAUGCUAAGGAAAAAGGGCAACAUGACAGCCAUGAGACCAGAAAGGACUUGAUGUAUUACAUGGAGAAAUACAACAUCGAAAAAUUAACCCCAGAAGAGAAAAAAAGCAUGUUCCUAAAAAUUCAAGACUCCUACGCCGUCUUGUCAGACAAGACACUUCGAAAACAGUAUGACAGUUCCAUCCCAUUUGAUGAAUACAUUCCAACACUAACCGAGCUGGAGGAGGCCCCCAACUUUUAUGAAUUCCUCAGACCAGUUUUUAAGAGAAAUGCCAAGUGGUCCGCUAAAAAACCAGUGCCGGACAUAGGAGAUGAACAUACAGAUAUCAAAACUGUAAAAUAUUUUUACGACUUUUGGUAUAAUUUUAUGAAUUGGAGAGAUUUCUCGUAUCAGAAUGAAUAUAACUAUGAAGAAGCGGAGUGUCGAGAGGAGAGGAGAUGGAUGGAAAGAGAAAAUAGAAAAAUCCAGAAAAAGGCUUCCAAGGCGGAAAAUUUAAGAAUUAUCAAAUUGGUAGAUUUAGCAUACAAUAACGACCCCAGAAUUAUUGCAGAAAAUAAGAGACUCAAAUUGGAGAAACAAAAGAAAAAAGAAUUCUCCAUUUUGGAGAAACAAAAAAAAACAGAUGCGACGAUGAACGAAAUGGAAAAGGAGAACCCCCCCAACCAACAGAGCAAUGAUAAAAAAAAUAAGGACAACAAAGCAGCUGUCAAAAUUUGGAGACACCAUAUUAAAUCGCUGUGCCUAACAAAGUUAGCAAAACAUGUAGACUCCGAUUUGGUACAGGAAAGAUUAUCCCUUAUGCCGUUUGAAACCUUGUGUGAAUUUAUAGACGACAUUUAUGUGUUUCUCAAUUUUAACCUGCACAAGGGGAAUCCUCUUUCUGUAGAAAAACCGACUGCGUCCAACGAUACCCAAGUUAGUAAGCAGUCACAAGGGGAGAAAUAUUCUACACACAAUGCACAGCGCAAGGGUGAUAGCAGUCCCCUAAUUAACACCAAUAAUGUUUGUGAAAAUAUGUCCACUAACUUGGUAGGGACAAACGGAAUUGUCAAGCAGGACUCAAAUGACACAGUGAGGGAGGACCCCCGCGAAUGCGCCAAAGCGGGCCUGUCCAACUACUCCGCGGGUUGCACAGAAGGCACUGACUAUACGACCAAGAAGGAGAAUAACAACACGUUAAAUGGACAUAUCGCUCGGAUCAGCAACUACAACCAUAAGGAUAACUUUAUCGUAGAGAAGGACAAGCAAAACCAAGCGAUAAAUGGCGACACCUCAAUUGAAAGCCCCCCUUGUGAAGUUAACCAUCUGCAUCACAGCAAAAUCCAAACAGGGGAAAGUGACCCACGAGUGGAAGUGCACCCCACUGGUAACAAACGAGAAGACGAACAAAAUAGGAACAAAUUAGUAAAUGCGGAGAAAGUACCCAACGGGGUGAAUUCAGGAGAGCCAAAACUUCCCGAAAGCGUUGAUUCCAAGAGGAGCCCCUCCGAAAACAUCGCCAUGCGCAAUAACACCAUGAGCAGUACCACGUGUAGCACGGCGAGCAGCACGACGCGCAAUCAGGUGGCGGGCCAAACGACCAGUCAAACACAGAACAGCAACUACGGUGGGGGAAACAGAACCACCGGGUUUAUAGGCCACCUGAAGAACAUAGAACUGGGGGACAAAGAAAUCGAGUUGUUAAUUCUGAUAUUUAAAAAAUACAUUAACCAAUUUACCCGUGUUAUGGAAGAGGAACAAAAAAAAAACUCGAAGGAGGCCCCGAGUACAACGAACAAAGACGAAAGGGAUGCACGGGUAGCAGAAGGGGGAACCAUGAAUAGUAGUCCCUCCCAUGUGCAUCAACAGGUUAACGAAAAUGUAAAGCUAAUGAAUGAACAGGGAAGUGGUCACGUUUCCGAAAAUGACAAAAAGAAGAAUGAUGAAUCGAGUAACACGUGCGGGAAGUGGACGGCCCAGGAAGUCUCCCUACUUGCGAAGGCAUUGAAGUCCUACCCAGGGGGAACCAGAAACAGAUGGGAUCUGAUUUCCAAUUUUAUAAAAACGAAAAGUGUGAAAGAAGUUAUAAAGAAGACAAAAGAAAUGUUCGAAAAUGAAACGUUAAAAAAUUUAAGCAGAAACUUUGAAGAAACUGCUUUUGAUAAUUUUAAAAAUCAAAAUAAAGGAGUGAUGAAAAAAAUCGAUGACAAUUUAGAUAAGAGGGAUGUAAAAAUGACAGCCGAGGAAAAAGAUAACUUAGAAAAUAAGUCGACAGAUAAUUUGACAGAUAAUUUAAAUGGCCACGCGGAGGUGAAGCGGCCAUGGACACAUCAGGAGCAGUAUUUGUUGGAACAAGCGCUGAUCAAGCACCCUGCGUCUUUACCGAAAAAGGAGAGGCUCCAGCUAGUGGCCUCUGAGAUAAAGACAAGGACGCUGGAGGAAGUUAUCCUCAGAAUGAAGACUCUCAGGGCACAGAUAUUAGCCAAGAAGGCGACGAAGUAG